AUGGAGUUCCUGACUAACAAUAUUCCGGUUGCAAACAGCACUCUAUUUACAGACAACUUUAGAAACUUCGACUAUGAGGGUUUGAAGACCACUGUUGUUACAGCAUGGCAACAGACUUCAUGGUGGUUGAUUGUCACUGUGGCUACGCUCGCUGUUGUUUUGUACGACCAGGUGAUGUACCAAAUUUAUAAAGGGUCGAUUGCAGGUCCUCGCUACAAGGUCUGGCCUGUUAUUGGGCCGUUCUUGGAGUCGUUGGAUCCAAAGUUCCACGAGUACCAAGAUAAAUGGGCUUCUGGACCAUUGUCGUGCGUUUCUAUUUUCCAUAAGUUUGUGGUGAUUGCCUCUACCAGAGAUCUUGCCAGAAAGAUUUUCCAGUCGCCAAACUACGUCAAGCCAUGUGUUGUUGAUGUUGCUAUAAAAAUCCUGAGACCUUCCAACUGGGUGUUCCUUGACGGUAAGGAACACUCGGAUUACAGAAAAGGUUUGAAUCCGCUGUUCACGAAAAGUGCACUGGAGUUAUACAUUCCCGACCAAGAGAAGAUUAUGGACGAGUACCUCAAAACGUUUGUUGAGAUGACCAAAGACGAGCCAAGCGUGUUUUUCCCAGCUUUCAGAGAGCUCAUGUGCGCCAUUUCUUUGAAAACUUUCUGUGGAGACUACAUUUCGCGUGAACAGAUUAAGUCGAUCGCCGACGAUUACUACUUGAUCACUGCAGCUCUGGAGCUCGUGAACUUCCCAGUCAUCAUUCCUUACACAAAAACUUGGUACGGUAAAAGAACCGCAGACAUGACCAUGAAAAUCUUUGAAAGCUGUGCCCAACAGGCCAAGGAACGUAUCAACGCCGGCGGAGAACCUUCGUGUGUCAUGGAUUUCUGGGUUCAGCUUAUGAAGCAGGCCAAGGACGGCAAGGGUGAGAAAUCUGCCGACUCCAAAAUGGUGAUUAGAGAGUUCUCCAACAGAGAAAUCUCCGAGGCUGUCUUCACUUUCCUAUUUGCAUCCCAGGACGCCUCUUCUUCUCUGUGCUGCUGGCUGUUCCAGCUUGUUGCUGACAGACCUGACGUGAUCAAGAAGAUCAGAGAGGAGCAGCUGCGCAUCAGAAACGGCGAUCCUCACGUUCGUCUGACCGGUGAAUUAAUUGACCAGAUGAAGUACACCAACAUGGUCGUCAGAGAGACCCUCAGAUAUAGACCACCGGUGAUCAUGGUUCCGCACGUCACCAAGAAGGCAUACCCAAUCAGCGAAAACUACACUGUGCCAAAGGGAGCCAUGGUGAUUCCAACCGUGUAUCCUGCUCUGCACGACCCUGAAGUCUACGAGAACCCAGACGAGUUCAUUCCAGAAAGAUGGGUCGAGGGAGCACCAGCAUGGGACGCUCCAAAGAAUUGGCUUGUGUUUGGAACCGGUGUGCACAGAUGUCUUGGACAAACCUACGUCCUCAUGACCUUCACCGCCUUGAUCGGAAAGGCUGCCAUGUUCCUCAACUUUGACCACAAGGUGACCCCGCUCAGCGAGGAAAUCAAGGUGUUUGCCACCCUCUUCCCAAAAGAUGAUCUGAUCAUGCAGUUCACUCAUAGAGACCCAACGGUUGUUGAGUAA
Molecule: messenger RNA, 1596 nt
Organism: Ogataea philodendri
Lineage: Eukaryota; Fungi; Ascomycota; Pichiomycetes; Pichiales; Pichiaceae
Exons: 1
Coding region: 1-1596 (531 amino acids)
Biological process (GO): sterol metabolic process
Molecular function (GO): oxidoreductase activity, acting on paired donors, with incorporation or reduction of molecular oxygen; monooxygenase activity; heme binding
Source: RefSeq, a predicted model, not a curated record